UCGUAUUAUUUUAAAUAUGAUUCUGGCACAUCUUUAAAUUUUUUUAGAUAAAAGUAUUUAAUUUUCUAUUUAAUAGUUGAAAAAAAUUAGACAAAGCCAUUUUUUUAGUAUGGAUCUAUGUAAAAGUACAGCAAAUGAACGCUUGAAACAGCAUCAUAUGUUAUAUAAAGUGAAAACCCCACCUUGGAAAGAAACAUUCCGAAUGAAAUGCCUCCAGCGUUUGAAAAACAGUCGGAGUAAAUUAGUUGACAAAUUCCGUCGUUUGGAACUGUGUUCGGAUGAAACAUUUGAUAUUUUAAUGAAAGAUUGGCAAACUUUGAGUAAGGAGAAGAAUGCUUUAUCUGAGGUUUUCCUUGAUGAGAUUGAUGAUUUAGAUGAUGGUGAAAUUAAUGAAUUUGUUAGUAUUAUGGAGGAAAUUCAGCGAGAGAUUCAAGAAGAAGAAAGAAAAUGGCUUGAGGAAUAUGCUGCAUCUGAAGAUAGAAACCUGGAAUCGGAAGUAGAUUGGCUGCAACGAGAUGAAGUUAUUUGCCCACUUUGUCAAAAGAACCCAAUGCAUCAAAUUCACUCUGUUAUAUUUUGUGCUUGUGGAGUCCACAUCGAUGUACAGCAAGAUGGAUUGACCCUCCAGAACUUGAAAUCGGAACUCCACAAAGGAAUAGAAACCCAUGAGCAGGCUUGCCUUGUUACUCCAAGUUUUUCACUUCUUCACUUUUUAGAAAACACAAAUUUAGCCAUUACAUGUGAGGGCUGCAAUUUCAUGUAUAUAGUCAUUUGAAACAGUUCAUGUAUUUUGUAAAUAUGUGUUAUAUAUAAUUGUGUAUAUUUAAUAAAUAUUAAUAUAUUUAAC
Argiope bruennichi is the source of this 847-nucleotide messenger RNA. RefSeq names its product RPA-interacting protein B-like (gene Ripalpha). The coding region runs from base 110 to 775 and encodes 221 amino acids. The transcript has 7 exons. NCBI's taxonomy places the organism in Eukaryota, Metazoa, Arthropoda, Arachnida, Araneae, Araneidae. Gene Ontology annotation, cellular component: nucleus. The record is from RefSeq and is a predicted model, not a curated record. Gene Ontology annotation, biological process: protein import into nucleus.